Xenopus tropicalis (tropical clawed frog) is the source of this 834-nucleotide messenger RNA. RefSeq names its product vomeronasal type-2 receptor 26-like. The transcript has a single exon. The record is from RefSeq and is a predicted model, not a curated record. Gene Ontology annotation, molecular function: G protein-coupled receptor activity. Gene Ontology annotation, cellular component: plasma membrane; membrane. Gene Ontology annotation, biological process: G protein-coupled receptor signaling pathway. The coding region runs from base 1 to 834 and encodes 277 amino acids. Lineage: Eukaryota; Metazoa; Chordata; Amphibia; Anura; Pipidae.
AUGGAAGAAUUUCUUUCAUACAGUGUUGAUGUUAUUUCUGUGUUUUUCUCAUUCAUCUCACUUCUAUUUUUUCUUAUAACUGAAGUCAUACUAGGAAUUUUCCUUAAUUACCGGGACACCCCCAUAGUGAGAGCCAACAACCGGAGCCUGAGCUUCCUCCUCCUUGUCUCCAUCAAGCUGAGCUUCCUCAGUGUGUUUCUGUUCCUCGGUCGCCCUGUGGAUAUAACCUGCAUGCUGCGCAUCAUCACUUUUGGAAUCACCUUCUCCAUAGCUGUCUCUUCUCUCCUGGCCAAGACUAUCAUGGUUUGUGUUGCUUUCAAAGCCACCAAGCCAGGGAGCUCAUGGAGAAAAUGGCUGGGAGUCAAACUGUCCAAUUCUGUAGUCUUGUUCUGCUCAUCCAUUCAAAUAAUCAUCUGCAUGACUUGGUUGGCCAUUUCUCCUCCCUUUCAGGAACUGGACAUUCACACUUCCCCUGGAACCAUCAUCAUUCAGUGCAAUGAGGGCUCAGCUAUUGGCUUUUACUCAGUUAUUGGGUAUAUGGGGCUUCUGGCAGCUGUUAGUUUUGUUUUAGCAUUUUUAGCUCGGAGCUUACCGGACAGUUUUAAUGAGGCCAAGUACAUCACUUUCAGCAUGCUGCUCUUCUGCAGUGUUUGGAUCACAAUGAUCCCGGCCUAUCUGAGCACCAAAGGCAAAAACACUGUGUGUGUGGAGAUAUUUGCCAUACUCACCUCAAGCGCGGGGCUUUUAGCCUGUAUAUUUCUGCCCAAAUGUUAUAUUAUUUUAUUCAGACCUGAAAUUAAUACAAAAUCCCAUUUACUUGAGAACAAAUAUUGA